UCCAGGGUCUCUCUAACUUAGCGAGUCUCGGCAGCGGCCGCCUCCUACUAGAAACUGCUUCCGCGGCCCGGGGUGGCGAGGCCGGGAGGUGGCGGGCGGCAUGAGCGCGGUGGGCGUCGGCGCGGCGCGGACGCUGCGGGUGCCCGGCCGCCACGGCUACGCGGCCGAGUUCUCCCCGUACCUGCCGGACCGCCUGGCCUGCGCCGCCGCCCAGCACUACGGCAUCGCGGGUUGUGGAACCCUACUAGUACUGGAUCAAAAUGAAUCUGGGCUUAGGCUUUUUAGAAGCUUUGACUGGAGUGAUGGUUUGUUUGAUGUAACCUGGAGUGAGAACAACGAACAUGUCCUCGUCACCUGCAGUGGUGAUGGCUCGCUGCAGCUCUGGGACACAGCCAAAGCCACAGGGCCGCUGCAAGUCUACAAAGAACACAGCCAGGAGGUCUAUAGUGUCGAUUGGAGCCAAACCAGAGGUGAACAGCUUGUAGUGUCUGGCUCAUGGGAUCAGACUGUAAAACUGUGGGAUCCAACUGUUGGAAAGUCACUGUGCACUUUUAGAGGCCAUGAAAGUGUCAUAUACAGCACAAUCUGGUCUCCCCACAUCCCUGGUUGCUUUGCUUCGACCUCAGGCGAUCAGACACUGAGAAUUUGGGAUAUGAAGACAACAGGAGUCAGAAUCGUGAUUCCAGCACAUCAGGCAGAAAUUUUGAGCUGUGACUGGUGUAAAUACAAUGAGAAUUUGCUGGUGACAGGAGCAGUUGACUGUAGUUUGAGAGGCUGGGACUUGAGAAAUGUGCGACAACCAGUGUUUGAACUUCUUGGUCACACCUAUGCUAUUAAGAGAGUGAAAUUUUCACCAUUUCAUGCUUCUGUGCUGGCCUCUUGCUCCUAUGACUUUACUGUGAGAUUCUGGAACUUUUCAAAGCCUGAUCCUCUUCUUGAAACGGUGGAACAUCAUACAGAGUUUACUUGUGGUUUAGAUUUAAGUCUUCAUAGCCCUACUCAGGUGGCUGACUGUGCUUGGGAUGAAAUGAUAAAGAUAUAUGAUCCUGCUUGUCUUACUGUUCCUCCUUGAAAUACACAGCUCUGGUCAGAAAAAAAGGACUAGACCUGAAGAACUACUUAGCAGGAAAUAAAUUAACUAUUGAUAAUACAGACAUUAGGCUUCUAUAUGCUAUUCAGACUUCAAUUUUUAAAAAAAAUUUAUCAUGGAAUCAGUUUUGAGGCAGCUGCUAGAGACUUUUGUUCACUAAGCCUAAUAUAUAAGCCAUAUUUCUUAAAAUCCUAAGGAAUAAUUGAUGUUACGGUAUAUCUUGUAACAUCUAUUAAAACGUUACCUCUGUAUUAUGUAAUAGAUUAAAAUAUGGUAGAUUAGUAAAUUAUAUUGAUAGUGCUGUACUUCAUUUUUAUGUCAUUUUUGAUGUAAAAUACAAUCACUGCUAUUGAUUAAAAUAAAAAUAAACUGUAUCUCUUGAUCAUUUUAUGAUAUCCCCAACAAGAUUGUUUUUUUCUAAUAUACUGCAUAUAAAUACAGUACUAUUUAAAUCUUUUUAUUUUUUAUGUAUAAUGUUGGAAACCCUGGUGGUGUAGUAGUUAAGUGCUAAGGUUGCUAACCAAAAGGUCAGCAGUUCAAAUCUACCAGGCACCCCUUAGAAAUUUAGUGGGGCAGUUCUACUCAGUCCUAUAGGAUCGCUAUGAGUUGGAAUCGACUUGAUGGCAAUGGGUUUUUGGGUAAUCGUUAUGUACAAUGUAGACAUAUCUAUAGUUCAAUAUCAGGGCUUUAAUAUAGGUUUAAUUUAUUCAUUUCUUUACCAGUUAAUUAGUGAGCAUCUGCUGAGUGUCUGACACACAGAAUAUACUGAGUAUCUGACACAUAGAAUAAAUGACAUUUUUCUGAAGGACUGGUGCCCUGUUUUAAGAACAUGGAAUGUUGUGAGCAAAGAGCUUACACUUUAAUAUACUUAUUCAAAACUUUAGAUAUUGUACCCAUGACCUUUUAUUUUCCUUUUCCUACUCUUCUAUUAUCAAAUGUUAAAAAAAACUGUUCACUGAGCAAAAAGUCUUAGGUGUUACCAGUGUGUCCAACAAUUGCUCUUUUUUUUUUUUU
This is a messenger RNA of Loxodonta africana (African savanna elephant), 2104 nucleotides long. It is a transcript of the gene PEX7, whose product is annotated as peroxisomal biogenesis factor 7. Gene Ontology annotation, cellular component: peroxisomal matrix; cytosol. The transcript has 10 exons. NCBI's taxonomy places the organism in Eukaryota, Metazoa, Chordata, Mammalia, Proboscidea, Elephantidae. Bases 101 to 1072 code for a protein of 323 amino acids. Gene Ontology annotation, biological process: protein import into peroxisome matrix. The record is from RefSeq and is a predicted model, not a curated record. Gene Ontology annotation, molecular function: protein binding.